Messenger RNA from Syngnathus typhle (broad-nosed pipefish), 2300 nucleotides. RefSeq names its product PKc_LIMK_like_unk domain-containing protein. The transcript has 10 exons. Gene Ontology annotation, molecular function: protein serine/threonine kinase activity; ATP binding. Gene Ontology annotation, biological process: actin cytoskeleton organization; protein phosphorylation. The record is from RefSeq and is a predicted model, not a curated record. Bases 394 to 1341 code for a protein of 315 amino acids. Gene Ontology annotation, cellular component: nucleus; cytoplasm. NCBI's taxonomy places the organism in Eukaryota, Metazoa, Chordata, Actinopteri, Syngnathiformes, Syngnathidae.
GCUGGUGGAGCUGGUUCCUAAGACAACCCAUGAAACAUGCAUCUCACUAGUGAGACUGCUUUCACAGCAGCUGCGGGAAACUGAAUCCACCACUCAAAACCUGUGAGAGAGUGAGAGAGAGAGAGACAGAGACACAGAGAGAACAAUCUAGCCGCACUUCUUGUUGUGACACGUGAGAGGAUAUAUGAUGCAGAAACCCACCACAUAAACUCAACCUGCCUCUUACAACCGAAUAAUUCAGGGGGCACUCCAAGUGGCAUGCAGUCAGUUGCUAUUCCUGACGCACAUACCAAAAAAUAUUAACGGUAUGGCCACAUUUUUAAGUGAGAUUAUAAAGAACUUCCAUUCAUUGAACACCUUCAGGUACAACACUGGACAGCGAGCAUCUCCAGCAUGUGUGACGUGGAUGUAUCAGAGCCCACCAGUCCCACCUUUUAUGGUGAAUCUUCAGACAAGUACUUCCAUGUGGACCGUUGGCAGAAACUCCGCACCGCCGUGCGUAAACUGGAGUUCUGGGAAAACUUUACCACUGAGUUAAUUGGGAGUGGCUUCUUCUCUAAGGUCUACAAGGUGAUACACACGGCUAGCCGCAAGGUGAUGGUUGUGAAGAUAUACAAAAAUGACGUGGACCAGGACAGCAUUGUACGUGAAAUCAGCCUCCUUCAGAAACUCUCUCAUCCUAAUAUUGUCAGAUAUCUGGGUAUAUGUGUUAAAGAAGACAAACUAUAUCCACUUCUAGAGUACGUGAAUGGUGGCUGUCUUGAGGAACUCCUGGCCAGGAAAGACGUUCCCCUGAGCUGGAAAGAGAAGGUGGACUUUGCCUGUGAUAUUAGCAGAGGAAUGAUCUACCUGCACUACAAGAAUAUUUAUCACAGAGAUCUCAACUCAAAAAAUUGUCUGAUCCGGAUGACAUCCCGAGGUCGGGAGGCCCUCGUGACAGACUUUGGUCUUGCAAGAGAGGUGGUGGAACUCCCAAUCAAAGACCCUUGCAGGAAGCUCUCAUUGGUGGGCUCUGCUUUUUGGAUGGCACCAGAGAUGCUUCGAGGGGAGCCGUAUGACCGUAAGGUGGAUGUUUUCUCCUUUGGAAUUGUGCUGUGUGAAAUCCUGGCCAGGAUCCCUGCUGACCCUGAGAUACUACCCAGGACACAGGACUAUGGGUUGGAUAAGAAUGCAUUCAAGGAGAUGGUGACAGACUGUCCUCAGCGUCUCUUGGAACUGGCGGCCAGCUGCUGUAUGGUUGAGUCCUUCAAACGUCCAGCAUUCACAGAGUUAUUAGAUGAGUUAGGAGAAUUUGCAGAGAGUCUGGAAUCACCGCCAAAAACGGAACUGGCCUUGACCUGAGUUGCAGAGUAGAUGAACGACUGGAAGCACUGGAAGAACAACAUAAACCCGAUUGAAAAAUAAUCAUAUUCAUUCACAUGCGACAAGACUGCUCACCUGAGACAGCGCAAAGAUAUUUGAUGUUUUUGAGAAGUAAUAUGACAACUUGUCAGAGACUUUGGUAUUGAAACUUGCCUUUAUAUAGACUGGAAGGAGUGUACACUGUACACAGACAGUCCUGUUUCUUUUUUUACGUCUAAUUCCAACGUAAGGUAACACGCGCUUUUGUUUUUUCUGUUCUUGGCCGGGGUUUGGCUAAUUGUAACUAACCGUACAGACAGUCACGUCUGUUGAUUUACUGUUUUCCUCGUCCACGCCAUUUAACCGUUCCUUAGUUUUCAUUUAUGUCAAGUUUGACAGCUAAUAGGUUUGACGUCGACUGUAAUCGGAAAUAAGGACAAUCACGAGCUUUGCCUGAGAGAACAGCAUUUAAAUAUAAAAAGUAGGGCAGAAAAGAACAGCUUUUGUCGUAUUUGAAUAGAAGUGUUUUUUUUUUUUUCUUUAAAGCACACAACUUAAAGAGAUGCGGCAGAAAGACUUGGAAUUUCCCCGUGUGGGACAAAUAAAAGAAUGUCUUAAAAUUAUUUUUAUUACGUUAAUAUUAGACAUUCAUUUAUUUCAUACGAAAGACUACAUAAGAGUUUAUGUAGAAAUUAAUAACAUGUUUAAAUAGAAUAGAUUUGUAUAGAUUUCAGGAUUGAAAAUUUGUUUUGGACUGAAAAGGGGAAUUUGGGGUAUUUUUAUACAGAAAGACUUUGAAAUUGGAAGAUGUAUAGCAAGGAUGUACUUACUAUAUUUAUCUGCAUUGAGUACUUUUCUCUGGUUGCUAAUGCAGUUUUCAUGUUCCAAACUAAUGGACCUUUUUAAUUUGUUUGUAUUAUCAAAUUAAAAACAUUUUAAAAAAUAAAGUUUUGAACCCA